AUGGGAGGAAUGGCCGGGCUGUCACGGCCGCCUUCUCGAGUCGACAGUUCGCGGCUGGACCUAUCUGGGGAGCAUGCCGCAGCGUCUACGAGCAAUGUCAAGACCCUGAAAGAGCAAGAGGAGAUGAACGACCCAGACAUUCAGCGAGCCAUGGCCGAAUCACUCGGGCAGACCCUGCCAGCACAAGAGAAUGGAGUCACGCAAACCGGAGCAACGUUCGGCCCUGCGAAGCGAGAUUACAACUACGAACCAAACAGCUGGGCCCUUACCACGUAUUCGACCUCGCGCGAGAUCAUCGAACAUCCACCACCCUCCAAGAGGCGAAGGAUAGGCGAUGCACCGGCAUUCUUACGUGGCUCGAAGGAAACAGGCUACCUAGGGCCUUUGCUUACCAUCUACCACAACAUCCCACUUGCACGAGAGGCUCUCCUGAUGCCUGCUUUGAGGGUCCACGCCUAUGCCCACGACAAUAGUUGGUGGUCUGGAGCGACCGACGAGAACACGAAGGCCCUGUCCACCGACAAUACUCUUCGCAUCGACCAGAACGAGUGCAACCUGCUUACCGAAGUCCAGUGUCUCAUGGCUUUUCUUGACAGGACGACUCGCGCCUACGGUAGUGUUGAUGCCCUGGCCGACCUACAGGCUGUCCGCAACGGAAAUGGCGAUACGCUAUUUCACAAAUUCCUCGAGGCUUGGGGUUCUGCGGCCCUUAAACAGGCUCCUCAAGAGCAGCUCACCCAGGUCUUCAGUUCCAUAGCCGUGAAGGCCAACGGUCCGACCGACGACACGGCUGUCGAGAAGACGCUGUACUGUGUCGACCCUUUCAUCAACCACCACCCGAACGAGACACUCACAGACCUGCUUGACAACACCAUCUGGAAUGAUGAGAUUGGCAAUAUUGAUGACGUGUGGAUCAGUCAUUGUGCCGAAAUAUUUACUGUUCGACUGCAGGAGCCGAACACGGCCUCCAGGACUGUUGACAUUAGCCUCGAUCCGGUGUGGUAUGCCGAUCGUUACAUGUACGACUGCAGAGAGGAAAUGCAGCAAAUACGCAGACAAGUACAGGCGAUCCGGCGGCAAAUCGAACAACUGACUCAUAUGCAACGCCGCUGCCAACUCUUCAACUCGAAUAACCGGGCCCUAGACGUGGGCGAGGUCCUCAAUGCUGCAGUCAAAGCGGCCAGCGUGGCAGCGAGCAGGAGCUCUGCGUCAAACGGCUUUCUUGAUAGCCGGUCGUCUGAGUCGGGGAACACAGUUACACAGUCUGACGUGGAGGAGCUCAACUCCGAGUUGCAGGAUGUGCUUUCAAAGAUCCGUCAGAGGUUGGCGCUCCUGGAGCAAAAGAAGGAUGAGCUUCGUGCAAGGAGCCGUCAAAUCACAAUGCAACUGACCAUGCCCACCCCAGAACGUCCGGACGUCCCACAUCGUAAGUACACGCUUCAAGGCGUUGCCACCAAGCCGGGAGUCACCUACUUCCGCCGCUUGAACCAGAACAUUGAUCUCCUGGAACCGGACCACCUGGGUGAGGAAGGAAUGGGUUACGAAUGGUGGAAGGCCUCUUGGCGGCAGGAAGAGGUUCAACGCGUACCACUACAUCCACCCUUAGUCGGGCCCGUCACCCUGGCACAAGCCGCAGGUGGAGGCAAUUCAGAUCUCGGCAGCUCGACACCGUGGUCGAUAGACCGUGUCUUCGAAACCGAUGUCCUGGAAGCCGUCAAGACGGAAUACAACUCCGUCCUGCUCGUUUACGCCAACGAAAACGCCGUGCGUUUCCGCGGCAGUGGGCUGAGUCUGGCACUCCGACACUUUGUCGACCGCGAUAAUCAGGCGUUUGCAGAGGAUUUGCAGCAAGAGAUGGGCCCGUUACCUGCAUCAUCUGCUGAUCGCGAAGCCGAGGCUGAAUUUGAAGACGUUCCCCUGAUCGAUCCAACGAGGUCCAGCAGCUCAGUGCGUGAGCUGACGCCCAUGUCGACCUCGAGCCCGGACCAGGACGAAGAGGGUCAGCCGUCACUCAAACGGGCGAAAGAGGGUAGCACAAGCGACCUUCUUGAACAACCACCUUCGUACGAAGAAAGCGUCGGUAAACACGAGAUGACUGAGAAAAAAGAGAAUAAAAUCGGGCUCUAUGCGGAGAAACUGCUCCAGCGCUACGGAAGCGAGACCGACAAGGUAACAGGCGAGAAGGACAACAGCGGCGACUUCUUGCAUGUCGAAGAUUCGCGGUGA
Cladophialophora carrionii CBS 160.54 is the source of this 2226-nucleotide messenger RNA. RefSeq lists its product as uncharacterized. The coding region runs from base 1 to 2226 and encodes 741 amino acids. Gene Ontology annotation, biological process: protein deubiquitination. Lineage: Eukaryota; Fungi; Ascomycota; Eurotiomycetes; Chaetothyriales; Herpotrichiellaceae. The transcript has a single exon. Gene Ontology annotation, cellular component: nucleus; cytosol. The record is from RefSeq and is a predicted model, not a curated record.